GCGUCAUUUGCGCUUUGUUUAUGCCGAUGAAGAGUCAAGACCCGAGUGGAUCUGGACCACAAUGUCCCUGCAUUGAGGACAAGGCCUCAAUUCGCUUUAGAGUCCAGUCUUACCCCGGGUUCAAAACAGGCCUGGAUUGGCGGUGGGGACACAACAGCUGAGAAGCCAUGAGGAGAGUUCGGAGAAAAGGGGCCAGCAAAGACAAGGUGUUUGGUUGCGAUCUUCUGGAGCACCUGAACGCCUCCGGCCAGGACAUCCCUCAGGUGUUGCGGUGCUGCAGCCAGUUUGUCGAGGAACGUGGCGUCGUGGAUGGCAUCUACAGGUUGUCCGGUGUUUCAUCCAAUAUCCAGAAACUCAGGAGCGAAUUUGAGAGCGAUGGGACUCCGGACCUCAGCAAGGAAGUAUACCUGCAGGACAUCCACUGCGUCAGCUCCCUGUGCAAAGCGUACUUCAGGGAGCUGCCCAACCCGCUGCUCACGUACCAACUUUACGACAAGUUUGCCGAGGCUGUGGCCGUACAACUGGAGGAGGACCGGCUGGUAAAAAUCCAAGAUGUCCUGAAGGAACUUCCAACGCCGCAUUACAGGACUCUAGAGUUUCUAAUGUGCCACCUCGUCAAAAUGGCCUCGUACUCGGCCCAGACCAACAUGCAUGCCAGGAACUUGGCCAUCGUCUGGGCCCCCAAUCUGCUUCGGUCAAAGGACAUAGAGGUGUCCGGUUUCAAUGGCACCGCAGCCUUCAUGGAGGUCAGGGUCCAGUCCAUCGUAGUGGAGUUCAUCCUCACACACGUCCCUCAACUGUUUCCUGAGCCGAGUGUGGAAUGCAGCAGGAGAAAGUCUCUUCCCUCCCCGAUCGCCAUUUCCGGCCAGGAGGAACUCCUGUUCAAGGCUCAGCCUCCCACCAACUUUGGACACAUCAGUCCAGGGGAUGGUCCACUCCCAAUGAGACCAUACCACGCUAUCAUAGAAGGCACGGACAAGAGGAAGGGCUCCUUCAAAGGAAGGAAAUGGAUGUCCAUUUUCAAUAUCGGCAGUCGCUUCCAUGACCCAAGAAGACGGCAUAAACACUCAGCCAAAGAGAAGGACACACAGGUGUUGCGUCCAGCUCGAAGCAUGGACUCACUCAGCAUUGCGUCAUAUUCAAAUGAAGAUUGCAUACGUCCUCUGCAUACAUCCCGUUCCGCUAAAAUGUCCGUCUUGGAAGUUGCGUCGUCACCGAGCCCCUUAAGCGGAAGCGAAUAUGCAGUGACCUACCGCAGGGGAACAGGAGUUGUGAGCGGGGGCACCCAGGGCACCUACACGGCCCUUGACGCCGAAGGCUCGGGAAGCAGAGAUGGCGAAACUGUCCAAACCAGGUCGCCGGGACUCUCCACAAAGGGGGGACGGAGAGCUGCCAUGCACAUCACCGGGCCCACUGUGGUCACGGUGCCGUUACACAUCACCUCCAACUUGGCUUUGGGCCUUCUGCAGGGAGGCGGCUCCAACCGGGUAGUCCACCGGGGCAGGGAUAAGGAGGGAGGACAUAAAGGGGAGAGGAAGGACAAUGGAAGAAUGGAAAUGGAAGUUGAAGAACUUGGGAAAGGUAAAGAAGAGAAGAAAGAGGUGACACACGGAAAGGAAACCGUCACAGACGAAGACGCAAAUGCAGUGGUUGACAAGGAAGAAGACGAGAACGAGGAAGCAGUUGGGGGAGACUGCACAAUGGAACCAGCAGCAAAAGAAACGUGUGCCAAAAGCCUGAUUUACAAUGUAGCUGAAGAUGUUUGUCAACAAGAUUAUGAAGAUAUGCAAGGAGAGGCAUCAGCCGGACCCCAGGAAAACAAUGUUUUUGAUUCUUCUGAGGUCCUCAACUCCACUCAGCUGGAGCAGGAUGACCAGGAGCUGUCGGGCUAUGUUCAAGACAACUUUGAAUUCCUGGAUCACAUGGACUGCAGUGUCUCCUGUCAGAUUCCUCUCCACUUCCUGCCGGACUGUGCUUCCCAAGUAAACGAAUUCUCCGUAGAACCUCCCGGACAUUCCGACGACGAAUAUGAACUCAUGGUACAACCCUCGCAUCACGCCGCGGGGCCCGACACCAGCCCGGCCAUCAGCCCGGAAAUAAACACUCAAAGCCAGCUGAAGUUCCACAGGCCUUGCAGUGUCGAUGCGAACGAGAGACACGGGAAAUCCCUCAGCUUGCCUCACAUGACCUCGCCUGUGUGCGAACCAGGCAAAUGUUGCUCUGGCAAUGACGACAGUCCGACCGAUGACGACACGACUGACUACGGCAGCAGUGACGAAGACGACAGCUUGUUCGUUAAGAGCCUCCCUGCGGACUUCUUUCUAAGCAAUUCGUGUGAUCUUGAAACAAAUGAUACGCCAACUGUCACUGUAGAUGCCACGCCGCAAGACCACUCGUGUGAAGUUGGAGAAUUUAAUCCUGAAUUCUCUCCUUGUGAGCAACAAAAUAAUGGCGAGGAGAACCAGGACAACAUAGAUAGAGAAGAAGAGACGAUACCGAGGAAUGAGGAGCGAGUGGACCACUCAGACGACAACAGUCUAAGAGACGAUUUCAAAAUCACGGAAGAUGGUCCAGGACCUCUCCCCUUAGAAGUGGCAUCACACCAUUGUGAAGACUUACAAACGCAAGAGCACACGGAUGGAUCAAGUAUUAAGGCCAAUGACCAUGUAGAGGUCGAAAAGGUCAAACAGGAAGAGGAUGAAGAAGUCCAUCACUUCUCCAUCCCUGGUGGUGCUCACAAUGAAACAACCCAAGAACAGGAACUCCUGGAUGUUUCUGAAGAGACGAUAGAGGAUUUUAAGACGGACCAGGAUGAUGGAGAAAAGGAAAAGGGUAAAGGGACUGAAGAUGUGAUUCCUGAAAUUAUAAUAAGCACGCUGGAAAAUGUCUCAACAGAAGAUGGCAAGGAACCGAGUUUGGGAAGGACACAGGAGGAGAGCUUGGGGAUGGACGACACCGUAGUGAAAAUCUGGGACGAGCUGGAGGAGGUUGUGUGUGAAGUGAUCGAGGACGAGGAAAGAAAGACGGUGGAGGUCCGUCAUAGCGGCGAGGACAACAAGACGGUGACAACUUGGGGAAAGAACCCUGAGGAUACGGAGAUCAACUUACCAGAGAGGUGUGGCCAAGAUGGAGAAGUUAUUGAAACAUUAGUAUCUAAAGAAGAUGAACCAAUACUUGAGGAAGUGACAGAAAUGCCAAGUCUUAGAAGUAUAGCUCUAAAAGCGAUCAAGUCUGAAAUUCCAGAGUCCAGAGAAGGUGUGAGUGUUGACGAGCGAGGACCAGAGAGGUAUGUACAAGAACUAGUUACAGAAUUGCUGGUGCCCAAAGACAAAGUCAUACUUGAGGAAGUGACAGUGAACCGAAGUCUGAGAAAUACAUCCCUUAAGGAGGUCAGGUCUGAUGUACCAGACUCCGGAGGAGGCAUGAUGCUUGAGGCCGGAAUCCCAGAGAGGUAUGAACAAGAAGAUACAGUUACAGAAAAGUUGGUACACGAAGAAGAACACAUUUCUGAGGAAGUGGCAGUGAUGCCAAAUCUUAGAGCUACAUCCUUGAAAGAGGUCAAGUCUAACAUCCUGGACUCCAGGGAAGGCAUGAGGUUUGACAACGGAGGCCCAGAGAGGUCUGAACAGGUAGGUACCAUUACAGAAAACUUGGCGCACAAGGAAAACAAAGAUAUUUCUGAGGAAGAGACAAUGAGACCAAGUCUUAGCGAUACACUCCUGAAAGAGGUGAGGUCCGACGUUCCAGAAUCCAGGGAAGAGUUCAGAUUUGAAGAGCAAGGAACAGAGAGGUGUGAGCAAGAAGGUACUGUUAAAGAAUUGUUUGUGGCCAUGGUUAGCGAUCCACCCCUGGAAGAGGACAGGCCUGAUGUUCCAAAAUCCUCGAAAGGGUUGAGAUUUGAAGAACAAGGAACAAAGAGGUGUGAACAAAAAGACCGAGGAAUAGGAAGGAAGCUAGUCAUCUCCAAGAUGCCCAAUGUUUACCAAGUGAAAGCGGUGCCAGUUGUGCCACCCAAGCCCCAACACUGUAUGCUCGCCGCCAGGACCCUCCGACAACAGCAGCAGCAGCGAGAAAAGAGGGACCCCGACGGGCCAGACGACGUUGGCCCCAUCCGGGACUCGCCCCGGAACAGCCCUGUCAGCAUCUGCUUCGACGAGGCUGUCGCCAUCGCCACCAUGAGGCGAGAAAAAGAGCGCGGAAGCGAGCGAGAGCGGCAACGGGACUGGAUGGGUGAAGUCCAGUGACGGUCCGAAGCGACACUACUCGCUAAAAGUCCAUGAUAUUGGACUUCCGGGUGAAAUUUCAGGGUGAACCUUUAAUGUAGUAAAGCCUUUGAAGGGGAAUUUAAAGAAAGUGACCAGAAAAUUGUAUUGUAAAUAUGACACACCGCAGAGAAGAGUAUUAUUGACAACGUCGCAGCCCCAAUACCGUUGCAGUGGACCGCUGGAAGCUAUUCUAGUUGCCGGCAGGCUAGCCCGGGGCGGCAGAGCACCACUUGACACCAGUGACGUUGUAGCCAAAAUAACUUCAGGGAACAUCUACUUUUCAAGUUGCAAGCAUAGCUUUGGAUGUAGAAAUGUGCCGUGUCCGAUCUCAAUAAUUCAGAACGAAAGCGUUCUGUGAUGUUCUCUCAGCUGACCGAUAAAAAUUCUCGCAUAACUGGUCCUACUACAACAAAGGGCGGACUAGUUACGUGGACCUCGAGCUGGAUGUCAAGCAUACCGAACACCAAUUGUAUGCAAAUAAAGCAGGAAAUAAAUGUAUUGGUCGAAUCUUGGCUCAAACACUUGUUGUGAAUUUUGCCAUUCAGCCCCUCGUUAGAUAAGAGCAAAUUAUGGAGGAAAAAAAAAAAAAACACUUAACAUUGUGAACAACUGAACGUGGUCCAUUCCAAAGUUGAAAGGUCACCUGUUAAGUUUGUUGUGCGUUUUUUAGUUCAUCCUGAAAUUUCCCCCGAAGGCCCAAUAUCACUGUUUUGAUUGAGUAGUAGCUUUUGAUUCAACAUUUCCUCUGGGCAUGAAAAUGGGAACAAAUGGGCCAACAAAGG
Messenger RNA from Syngnathoides biaculeatus (alligator pipefish), 5047 nucleotides. RefSeq names its product rho GTPase-activating protein 30 (gene arhgap30). Bases 168 to 4244 code for a protein of 1358 amino acids. Gene Ontology annotation, biological process: small GTPase-mediated signal transduction. The transcript is spliced from 14 exons. Gene Ontology annotation, molecular function: GTPase activator activity. The record is from RefSeq and is a predicted model, not a curated record. NCBI's taxonomy places the organism in Eukaryota, Metazoa, Chordata, Actinopteri, Syngnathiformes, Syngnathidae.